AUGUCCAUGUCCAAGUACGACACCAUCUUGUGGGAGAGAGAAACGAAGCAGCAAAUCCGAUCUCACGCACGCGCCCUCUUCAGCACCACCCACCCAUACGGCUCCGAGUAUGACGUCGUCCACACUUUCGACAGAGAAAACGAAGACAAUGAAACGCCCUACAACACCCAUCUGAUCUUAUAUACGAAACCGCACAAAAGCGAAGAGUGGGAACGAGUACAUUCGGUCAACGGUAACGUUGAUGUUGCGAGCGGCUUGACUGAUCUCUUGGAGUCGCUAAGGCAUGUGCUGCGUCAGAAGCUGGAUGAGCCGAAGGUUGCGGCGCCGGCUGCCGAACGGAAUGAUGACGAGGAGAAUGCGACAAAGGGCAGCCGGAGGAAAGAUGUAGAUAUACUCGCGCAUCCUACUGUCUUCUACCUCACCUCAUACCAGCGACUAUCAGCGAUGGCUCCGUCCGCGACCGCAGAGGUUAAACCCAUGAACCAGUACGAGACCAUUAUGUGGGAGAAGGAGAUGAAGGAACAGAUCCUGUUCAUCAUGGCCAUGUCCAAGUACGAGACCAUGAUAUGGGAAGAGAAGAUGAUAGAAAAGAUCCUAGUUAAUGAUCGUCUCAAAGACCACGCCCACGCACUCUUCGUCGAAAAAUACCCCGGGGGUUCAGUCUUCAACGUCAUCCAAGGCACUACCACCGACGAAGAUGGCUACGUUAAACAGGGCGCGACUCUCAUCGAGACUCAUCUUGUAGUCUACAAGGCCCCGUCUACGGCAGAAAAGUGGGAGUUGGUUCUCUCAAGCGAUAAGGUGAUGACUGUCGAGGAAGGCUUGGAGGUGCUCUGGGGUAAUCUUAGAAGCCGCUUGAGCGAGAAGUUUGAUCGCGAGAGGGAGUCGUUGGUGGAAGCUUUCGUGAAGAGCCUCGUAGGGCCCGCACGCUUCUAG
Alternaria novae-zelandiae is the source of this 936-nucleotide messenger RNA. RefSeq lists its product as uncharacterized. The transcript has 6 exons. The record is from RefSeq and is a predicted model, not a curated record. NCBI's taxonomy places the organism in Eukaryota, Fungi, Ascomycota, Dothideomycetes, Pleosporales, Pleosporaceae. Bases 1 to 936 code for a protein of 311 amino acids.